GACUACGACCAGUUCUAAUAGCGAAUCGACGACUACAGACAUGGAAUAUACCCAGGAAACUAAUCCAACUAAUGUCGAGGCAACGCAGAGUCCUGGUUUUACCACUGAAGUUAUUGAUGCAGAUCAAACAACUCUCAUAGUUAACCCUGAUGCAACAACAUCAGAAAUUGUUACAAAACCACCUGUUUCAUCAACUAUGUCUACGGCAUCGUCUUCCAAUUCUGAUAAAGUUACAACACCUGAUAAUUCUCAAUCAAGUACAGUUAUUUUACAAACGACCUCAAAUGACGAUGUAACUCCUAAUGAAGAAACGACAUUCCAAACAAAGACGACAAGAGAAGAAGAGGAAUCAACGACAAAUGUCACACAGACAACAGAUGACGGUGAAGCAUCAACAGAAACUACUAUUUCUACAACGAACAACUCACAGUCGAGUACAGAUAAUUUGCAAACGACAACAAAUAGUGAUGUACUUAGUGAUCAAACGACAUUCCCAACAAAGACUACAAGUGAGGAACGUGAGUCUACAACAACCUCGCUGGCUACUGAUGAUAGUGAAACGUCAACGAUUACUACAAUAUCCAUAGAUACAUCCACAGAACUGUAUACUACAGCAAGAAAUACCGAAACCACAUCGGAGACUCCAAUAUGUCCACCGGGUGUGUUCGGAAAUGUUCCCCAUCCAACUCUAUGUGAUUCAUUUUACUUGUGUACAGGCGGAAUUCCAAUUCAAUUAUUCUGUAGUGAUGGAUUCGAAUUUGAUCCUGGAUUUGCACAUUGUGUUCCCAUUUCCGACAGUGGUUGCACAGCGUUAAAAGGUAUCACUACAACCUUUAAAUACGAUUCGACAACUAUGGAAGAAGUAUUUAAAACUGAUACGACAACGAUUCCUGAUAUAACAACUAAAGUAGUUGAUUUAGAACAAACUACUUAUCAAGACACUACAAAUCCAGAAGAUAUCACUGUACAAACAGAUUCAACGAAUUUUGAAUCAACUUCUGUAACUGAUUCUGAGAGUACAUCAGAAGGAAUUCACAAAUCAACUGAAGAUGUACUUACUACAAUGGUUUAUCCUCAAACAGUUGGUACGGACACAACACAAUCUGAAUCAACGAAUUUACCCACAUCAACAUCUCAAAAUAUUGAAACAACCUUUGAUUUAACAACUAGUAAAGAAACAACAUUAGACGUGACCACUAGUAGAGAAGUAGAGUCUACAACAGAUAAUUCUCCGACCACAGAGAAUAGUCAAACGGAUUCUACGAAAGUCACAGAUACGUCUACUGAAACUCCAUAUUCUACUGAUGGAAUAACCUCUGAAGGUCUAACAGUAACAAACGAAGAGGCUCUUACUACAGUAGCAAGUACAGAAACUACAACUCAGGCCGUUAUUUGUCCUCCUGGUGCGUUUGGAAAUGUUCCACAUCCAACACAGUGCGAUGCUUUCUACUUAUGUACAGGAGGACUUCCAAUUAAAUUGUACUGUAGUAAUGGAUUCGAAUUUGACUCUGCUGUUGGUAACUGCGUGCCGAUAUCGGAUAGUGGUUGUACUGCAAUGAAAGGAUCGUCUACAACUAUUCAUCCAUCUACAGUCGAUCAAGAAACAUCAACAAAUAAAUACUACACUACAUCAGAACUAUUUACAGAAACAACAUCACCUGAAUUAGAAACUUCCGAACAAACUACAACUAAAAUUCCAAGUACGACUGCAGAUGCUGAAACCACAAAUGAAAUUAAUCUAUCAACAAAGAUAACUACAAUUACUGAAGAAGUAACUACCAGUGAAGAAGAAAGUACAACAGUAAUUACUAAUACGACCCCUGCUAAUGCUGAAGAAAAUUCUUCAGAACCGACAUCUAGUGAUUCUGAAAUUGAUAGAUUAACAACAGAAAGUAUUGAUGCAACAGAAAGUAUUGAUGCAACAACUGUAGCUCCAAUUUGUCCUCCCGGUAAAUUUGGAAAUGUACCACAUCCAUAUCAAUGUGACUCAUUCUACAUGUGUGCUGGUGGUAUUGCAAUCCAAUUGUACUGUAGUACAGGAUUUGAAUUCGACAAAAAUGCAGAGCAAUGUGUUCCAAUAUCAGAAAACGGUUGUACGUCUCUAAAAGCGGGCACUACAACUAUAUCCGAGGAUAAAUCAGAAAAAUAUCCAACAACUAUAGCAGAAGAAGGAAAAUCUACAACAGAGCUAGAUGUAACUCUAAAUUCAACAACGGACAGUACUGUUGAAAUAGAAACGACUACGGAAGCGGUUUUAUGUCCGCCAGGUUAUUUUGGUAAUGUACCGCAUCCGACUCAAUGCAAUUCAUUCUACAUGUGCACUGGAGGUUUCCCCAUACUUUUGUACUGCAGUGCCGGUUUCGAAUUUGAUCCCAUUGUUGCACAAUGUGUCGCGAUAUCUGAUUAUGGAUGUACAGCAAGGGGACAAUAAAUAAAUAGAUAUGAACGAAACGAGGACGACAGUAUUAAAACAAAGGCUGUGUUUUAUUUAUUUUAUUCUAUAUCCGCCUUCUUUAUAUUUUUAUACACUAUGGCUAUAUAAAGCCAACUGGGAAAUGUGACGAGUUGCAAGUAGAAUGGACAAAGCAUUGAUAGUUAAGGAAUAAAGACCGUGUUGAAUAUUUGUUUGUUUUAAUUUCAUUGUAUCC
This is a messenger RNA of Papilio machaon (common yellow swallowtail), 2648 nucleotides long. Its product is annotated as serine-rich adhesin for platelets-like. The record is from RefSeq and is a predicted model, not a curated record. Gene Ontology annotation, cellular component: extracellular region. The coding region runs from base 41 to 2431 and encodes 796 amino acids. The transcript is spliced from 8 exons. Gene Ontology annotation, molecular function: chitin binding. NCBI's taxonomy places the organism in Eukaryota, Metazoa, Arthropoda, Insecta, Lepidoptera, Papilionidae.